Entelurus aequoreus (snake pipefish) is the source of this 3644-nucleotide messenger RNA. Its product is annotated as zinc finger protein OZF-like. Gene Ontology annotation, cellular component: external side of plasma membrane; nucleus. The record is from RefSeq and is a predicted model, not a curated record. Gene Ontology annotation, molecular function: RNA polymerase II cis-regulatory region sequence-specific DNA binding; DNA-binding transcription factor activity, RNA polymerase II-specific. Gene Ontology annotation, biological process: regulation of transcription by RNA polymerase II; central nervous system development; immune response. Bases 328 to 2310 code for a protein of 660 amino acids. The transcript has 12 exons. Lineage: Eukaryota; Metazoa; Chordata; Actinopteri; Syngnathiformes; Syngnathidae.
UGAAUCCUCCAACUGGUCCAUCCAAAGAAGACGAAGGAGUAAAAAGCAAAAUGGCGUUUCACAGAGAAGGCCUAAACGUGGCCACUGGCCAUUAUUGUUUCUCUAUUUGUAUUUAGUGCAUACAUGUACGCAUAUAUGUCGUGUAGUAGAUGAAACAUUGUUAGUCAUUGUUUGUAUCCGGAUACAUUAGUCUGAGCGCACUUUAUGUGCUAGCUUAGCUUGCUAGUUAGCUUAGCUUGUUAGCUGCUAACAAAGAGACGCGGACGUUAUCAACACAUCGCUAAGUAGAGAUCAAAUGUGAGUGUAAAGUGUUGUGAUUGUGUGAAAAUGUGCGAAAGAACGAUAGCAAAGUAUGAGGAGGAACUUUGUCCAACAAAAGAGGAGAAGGAGCGACAACAUCAACUACUGGACGCUGUUUUCAAGAAACAUCAAGUUGUGUUACACAGAACAGACGUCCAGCAACCCCCUCACAUUAAAGAGGAAGAGGAGGAUCCACAGCCCCCUCACAUGAAAGAGGAAGAGGAGGAAGUGUGGAUCACUCAGGAGGGAGAGUGUCUUCUAGGGCAGGAGGAGGAUGAUGUCACCACGUUUCCACUGACUGUUGUCUCUGUGAAGACUGAAGAGCAUGAAGACAAACCACCUGAGUCCUCACAGCUUCAUCACAGUCCAAACGUCCAGCAGCCCCCUCACAUUAAAGAGGAAGAGGAGGAUCCACAGCCCCCCCACAUUAAAGAGGAAGAGGAGGAAGUAUGGAUCACUCAAGAGGAGGAUGAUGUCACCAAGUUUCCACUGACUGUUGUCUCUGUGAAGACUGAAGAGCAUGAAGACAAACCACCUGAGUCCUCACAGCUUCAUCACAGUCCAAACGUCCAGCAGGUGUCAGCAGAGAGUCAAGAAGAUAUUCCCUCCAAGCAGCAGGAGUGGAGCUCCAGUGUGGGACAGAAGGAGCUACAGGCCUCCCCACACAUUAAAGAGGAAGAGGAGGAACUGUGGGAGCAGCUUCAAAGGUUGGAGGAGGCUAAUGAUGAAGAUGAAGCUCAGUCCUUACAGCUUCAUCACAGUCAAAGUGAGGAGAACAGAGGGGCGGAGCUUGUAAGUCAACACAUCACAGAAGCUGAUGGAGAGCAUUGUGAAGAUAUAAAGUCAGAACCAGACAGCAUCUUUGCUCCACUGUCAGACAUGGACCACAUGAUGUCAGACUCUUCUGAUCACAGUGACCACAUCCAAAAACCUCUGGAGAGUAAAAAUGACUCUAAAGUUGUACAAACACACAGCGUGACGCCUGUGAUUCAUUCACUCAAGUAUUUCACCACUGCAUCCUCUCAAGUUCCAAACUUCCCAGAGUUUGUGAGUGUUGGUUAUGUUGAUGAAGUUGAGAUUAGUUACUAUGACAGCAACAUCAGGAAAACAGAAUCCAAACAGGACUGGAUGAACAAAAUCACAGCAGAGAAUCCAAACUACUGGCAGAGACAAACAGAGAACAAUGUUGUUUAUGAACAUGACUUCAAAGACAACAUUGAAACAGCCAUGAAGCGUUUCAACCAAACUGGAGGUGUUCACACUUUCCAGGUGAUGUCAGGAUGUGAAUGGAAUGAUGAGACUGAUGAGGUUAAAGGUUGGCAACAGAUCAGUUAUGAUGGAGAAGAUUUCAUAUCGUUGGACAUGAAGACAUGGACAUAUACUGCGGCAAAACCACAAGCUUUCCCCUCCAAACUCAAGUGGGACCAAGAAAUACUUAGACUAGACCACAAUAAGUAUUAUUACACUGAGGAAUGUCCUUCUUACUUGAAGAAGUAUGUGGAGUAUGGGAAGAAGGUCCUAAUGAGAACAGAGCUUCCAGAGGUGUUCCUCCUCCAGAAAACGCCGUCCUCUCCGGUCAGCUGCAUGGCGACAGGUUUCUACCCCGACCUAGCCGACCUGUUUUGGAGGAAAGACGGCGAGCAGAUCUUGGAGGACGUGGAACACGGAGAGCUGCUCCCCAACCACGACGGAACCUUCCAGAUGUCGGUGGAGCUGAAAGUGGAGGUGACGGCCGAGGUGGAGGGCAAGUACGAAUGUGUGUUCCAGCUGUCUGGCGUCAAGGAGGACCUGGUCACCAAGCUGGAGAGAAGAAGCAUCCUGAGCAACGCAAGCCAUGAAGGCAACGUGAGCGUCACUGCCACGCUGGCGGUCCUCGCUGUGGUGGUCCUCCUGGCGGCCGCCAUCAUCAUCAUCAUCUUCAUCAUCAAGCGUCGCCCAAGCAGACAAGCCCAAUACGAUCCAGCUGCUGGUGACGCUGGUAACGAGCUCUCAGAGAGACGUGAAGGCUGAAGGCUGAGUGAGACACAGAUGCUUUGUGCACUGGAACACAGAGAGAUGUCUCCAUCGCUGAGGGACCUCAUCACACUUGGACAUUUAUGCACUAAUUGCUCCUCAUCUCAUCCAUCAUGUCUUCUUUGGCUCUUUAUGGCUGAGAAAAUCUGCAUUUUUCAACAAUAUUUUGCCAGUCAAUCAUGUUGAUGUUGAUCUUUGUGUCCAUGUAGUUGUGAUGUCAUCAUUUGGAGCUCAUGUGUCAUCACAUUGACAAGGAUUUCUUCUUUCCUUUUCAAACCAAUAGACAGCUGCUUAUCAGUGAAUAUCACCUUGUGUCACAUGUCAGCAUUAUUUUCACUAAUAUUUGGGAACAAUAGUACAAUUUUUAAGUACUUUUGUAGGUUAAAUUAACAAUAAUUUUUUGAUGUAACAUUUAAAAAUGUUGUCCAGUUUUUAUAUCUUGUUAUCUGAUGACAUUAAGCUCUUUUGCAAUGCAGUUGCACUUCCAAGACCAUUAGAUGGCAGCACUGUAUAACUAUUUAUGCUAUGUUGUCAAACUAAAAAGUAGCUUUUUUCCAGGAAGAUGAAUUUGUUAGGUUGCGCCCUACAAAGUGUCAAUACUGUAAGUAUUGUCCUCAUUACACAAAACUGUAAAAUUCCAACUAUAAUCUUAGUUGUCGUUUCCUUUACCAAAUUCCAAGGUGUUGAAAUCGUCAUGUAAAAUCGCCCAUGCUAAUAGUAGCCUGUCUAUGGCAAAUCCUAUGUAAAUUAGCAAUAAGCUAGCGCAUUUUGAAAGAGUGUAGCAUUUGAGCGUUUGAGCGUUUUUUUUAUGAAGCACACUUUGUUGGUGUUGAAAAUGUCAAGGUGACUUAGAGGGAGAUUGGCUGAGUCCGGCCUCAGUGCUGCUUGAGUGAUUGUUUACGUGAGCCCGUGUUUAGUCUGAAAGCAGACAUGACCAGUCUGAAACCGGACAUGACGUCACAUGCAACAAAGGUAUCCAACUAUGGCACCGUUUGAUUUUACGUAAAUUGAUAGUACCGAGGGAAUUCGGUCAUUACCUACAAAAGUAGUGAAUUGGGUAGCCAACCUACCAGUUAGUGUGACGGAGGGGGACAGUGACACAACAUUUAUGACAAAGCGUUGCAAAAUUAUAUUUUUUGAAAAUAUUUGCUGUUUUUUCCGUUCCUUUUUGCAUAGUCAUAUUUUUGCUUGAUUGCCAAACAUGGCGAGGAUGUCAUUUGGGAAGUAAACAAGGUAGGCCGUUCAUAUACUCUUGAUAUUCAGUGUUUUAUGUGUACUAUGUUUCAUGUACAUUCUGGCUGUUUUAUUCAGUAAAAACUUGUCAAAUACAA